GCGAUUUCUGGAAUCCCGAGCUCCUUUGGGGCACGGGACUGCGGAGCAAUUCUGGCCUGCUGGGCCGGUCCAGACGAAACCUCGAAGGGAUGAUUUGGCGCCUGGGCAGGGCUUCGCUCAGGCGGCGUUUGAGGCAGCCCCAGCGGGGUCCUCCUGGGGCCUUCCUUCCUUUGAACAGCGGUGGCGGGCGGGCUCACUGUCUCCUGCACCGCUUGGAGUAGGGGCCGCCAUCACCAUGGCCACGGUCGCGAGUCCGCCCUGCGCCAGCGGGUCGCAGGAUAUCUUGUGGCGCGUUUUGGGCUGGAGGAUAGUUACAAGUAUUGUCUGGUCAGUGCUGCUUCUACCCAUCUGUACCACAGUAUUUAUAGUCUUCAGCAGAAUUGAUUUAUUUCAUCCGAUACAGUGGCUCUCUGAUUCUUUCAAUGAUCUAUAUAGUUCCUAUGUAAUAUUUUACCUCCUGCUGCUGUCAGUGGUAAUAAUAAUAAUAAGUAUUUUCAAUGUGGAGUUUUAUUCAGUUGUGCCUUCCAUUCCCUGCUCCAGACUGGAAUUGAUAGGGAAGAUCAUUCAUCCUCAGCAGCUCAUGCACUCGUUUAUUCAUGCUGCAAUGGGAAUGAUGGUGGCUUGGUGUGCUGCAGUGAUAACCAAGGGCCGAUACAGUUUUCUUGUGGUUCCCUGCACUGGUACUGAGAGCUUAGAUGGCCCUGCUGCACAAACCUGCUUAAAUGAAUAUCACCUUUUUUUCCUACUGGCUGGAGCAUUUAUGGGUUAUUGCUAUAGCCUCCUAUAUUUUAUUAACAACAUGAACUAUCUUCCAUUUCCCAUCAUACAGCAAUACAAGUUUUUGCGCUUUAGGAGAUCUUUGCUCUCAUUAGUUCAGCACAGCUGUAUGGAAUCACUGUUCCUGGUUAGAAAUUUCUGCAUUGUGUAUUAUUUUCUUGGCUAUAUCCCCAAAGCUUGGAUUAGCACUGCUAUGGAUCUUCAGAUAGAUGAGCAACUUCAUAGGCCUCUUGAUACUGUGAGUGGCCUCUUGAAUCUCUCAUUACUCUACCAUGUUUGGUUAUGUGGCGUCUUUCUCCUGAUGACUUGGUACGUCUCAUGGAUACUCUUCAAAAUCUAUGCCACAGAGGCUCAUCUGUUCCCUGUUCAGCCACCAUUUACAGAAGAGUCAGAUGAAUGCCUCCCGAAAGUUUUAAACAGCAAUCCACCCCUCAUCAUAAAGUAUUUGGCCUUGCAGGACCUAAUGUUGCUUUCUCAAUAUUCUCCUUCACGAAGACAAGAAGUUUUUAGUCUUAGCCAGCCAGGCGGACAUCCCCAUAAUUGGACAGCCAUUUCAAGGGAGUGUUUGAAUCUUUUAAAUGAUAUGACUCAGAAACUGGUUCUCUACCAAGAAGCUGCUGCUACGAAUGGAAGAGUAAUGUCUUCAUCAUACACAGUGGAGCCUAAGAAAUUGAAUUCUCCAGAAGAAACUACUUUUCAGACCCCAAAAUCUAGCCAGAUGCCUCGGUCUUCAGUGCCACCAUUAGUUAAGACAUCACUGUUUUCCUCAAAAUUAUCUACACCUGAUGUUGCAAGUCCUCUUGGAUCCCCGUUUGGCUCUAGUGUAAUGAAUCGGAUGGCUGGAAUUUUUGAUGCAAACACCUGCUAUAGAUCACCUCAAAGUUCUCAGCUAAUAAAAAGAGGGCCAAGAUUAUGGACUUCUGCUUCUGAUCAGCAAAUGAAUGAAUUUUCUAAUCUUCCAUCUAUAGUUAGUGCUGAGGGUAAGACCAUGAGACAGCCCAGUGUGAUUUACUCAUGGAUUCAGAAUAAACAUGAGCAGAUUAAGCAUUUCUUGUCAAAACGGGUGCUGAUAAUGUAUUUUUUCAGUAAGCACCCAGAAGCCUCCAUUCAGGCUGUGUUUUCAGAUGCCCAAAUGCAUAUUUGGGCUUUGGAAGGUCUGUCUCACUUGGUAGCAGCAUCAUUUACAGAAGAUAGAUUUGGAGUUGUCCAGACUACACUACCAGCAAUUCUUAAUACUUUGUUGACACUGCAAGAGGCAGUUGACAAAUACUUCAAGCUUCCUCAUGCUUCCAGUAAACCACCUCGAAUUUCAGGAACCCUUGUGGACACUUCCUAUAAAACAUUAAGAUUCGCAUUUAGAGCAUCACUAAAAACUGCCAUCUAUCGAAUAACUACUACAUUUGGUGAACAUCUGAAUGCUGUGCAAGCAUCUGCAGAACAUCAGAAAAGACUUCAACAGUUCUUGGAGUUCAAAGAAUAGUUAAGUAAUAUAAACUGUGUUCAUUACACUGCUGAUACAACUACAGAUGGGACAGUAAAUGUUCAGCAUUCUUGGAUCAGAAGAAAAUGGACUAAUUAGAUGCUUCCUUUGUCGUGGUGGUUGCUUUGAAAACUAUACUUUAAUGGGAGAAAUCAUGGAAAGAAAUUCUCAACAGAAUAACUGAAAACGGCCUUUUCUGUACCAGUUGCUUAUUGUGUGUGUGGUAUAAUAAAACAUUCAAUUUCACAGA
Molecule: messenger RNA, 2507 nt
Organism: Molossus molossus (Pallas's mastiff bat)
Lineage: Eukaryota; Metazoa; Chordata; Mammalia; Chiroptera; Molossidae
Gene: NDC1
Product: NDC1 transmembrane nucleoporin
Exons: 18
Coding region: 236-2257 (673 amino acids)
Biological process (GO): nuclear pore organization
Cellular component (GO): nuclear pore transmembrane ring
Molecular function (GO): protein-macromolecule adaptor activity
Source: RefSeq, a predicted model, not a curated record